Messenger RNA from Pyrus x bretschneideri (Chinese white pear), 1131 nucleotides. Its product is annotated as protein CIA1-like. Gene Ontology annotation, biological process: iron-sulfur cluster assembly. Bases 429 to 857 code for a protein of 142 amino acids. The transcript is spliced from 3 exons. Gene Ontology annotation, molecular function: protein binding. Gene Ontology annotation, cellular component: cytosolic [4Fe-4S] assembly targeting complex. Lineage: Eukaryota; Viridiplantae; Streptophyta; Magnoliopsida; Rosales; Rosaceae. The record is from RefSeq and is a predicted model, not a curated record.
AAAAUUGCUGCAAAAAACAGUUGAAAAGUGGAAGCAGCCAUUUGCUGCUUUUAAAAACCGGUUUUUUAUCUUAGAAACACGAUGAACAGUAAUGUUUAAUGAAAGUUUGCAAAUGCCAAUCCUACCCUCACCUCUCGCGUCUUCCUUGCUCUGUCGUCUCACUGGUUGUCUCCCUCCCGUCUCAUUCGUUCACUCCCAACUCGUCGCCCCAAACCCAAUCCCCAACCUCAAACUUCAUUCACAGCUUAAUCUUUGAACUUACUCCAGUUUUUUUUUAUAGUAGUGCAACAAAUGCAGGAGAGCAUUCACACAGUCAAAUCCUCUGCCUCGCGGUCGUCGACUCCUCAAAGCUCACAGCCUCACUUGGCCAUGGAGUUAGCAAAAGAGCUGCGUGAGAUUCGGACGCUACAGGGCCACACCGAUAGGGUAUGGAGCCUCGCCUGGAAUCCAGCCACUGGUGUCGCCGGAAUCCCCCUUUCCUUCCCUUCUCUUCCUGCAGCGGCGAUAAGACCGUUUGUAUUUGGGAACAAAACCCCUCCACUUCUUCUUGGGACUGUAAGGCAGUUCUGGAUGAAACGCACACCAGAACCGUCCGAUCGUGCGCUUGGUCCCCAUCUGGGAAUUUAUUGGCCACUGCAAGAUUCGAUGCCACCACUGCAAUUUGGGAAAAUGUUGGAGGCGAUUACGAAUGUGUUGUCAGUCUAGAGGAACCCAGCUGGCCCUGGGAGACUGGUAGAGACAUAAAGGAAGGAGGGAUUAUGGAAUGGUGUUUCAAGCAUCGUAUGAAAAAGGAUUGGAAAGGUGGAAUUUUGGUGCAUGAUGCUGACACAAAAGGAGAAAAGGACAAAGGUUUCUGAUGAUGCAUCCACACCAUAUAGAAAAGAAAAGAAAAAAUGAAUAAAUAAAUAAAUAAAAAUGGAAGGUUAUGGGUUGGUGCACGGCACUAUGUGAAUGAUUAAGAUUGCAAAGAUAAGUCUCACUAUUUUCUCCUCUCUUUUUCCUCUCUUUCUUUCUUUCUUCCUCUUCCUUCCUCUUUCUCUGCCGUAGGUCUCUCUACUUUGGUGUUGUGUGAGGUUUGUAUUUAUAUAGAAAAUAGCAAUCGUAGGAAGAAAGCUUUGGCAGACAGUGGAA